GAGUAAUCCCACUCCAGCUAACAACUCCUGUGAAGUGCGAGCUAUUUGUGAUUCUUGCACAUGAGACUAAGGCGUGGUUCUCUCAUUUAUUGAACCCUAUGUAAUCUUUUGCAUCUUCUAAUCGCGUCAGAGUGCCGUUAUCAAGCUAUCUUGAAAUAUAUAAUUCUUGUGAUCGGAAGGCAGACGACGGGAAAGCCAUCCCUCCACGAUCAUUGGCUCACCGGCCACUUCCCCCGCGAUUCCCCGUUGAGAUACGCUUGUUCCUCCGCGUAGGAGCUUCUUCCCCUUCUUCCUCACGUCAGAAGCCAUCGUGUCGCGUGCGAUACUGUUUGACUCACGUCAAACGGCUUCAGCUCUUGAAAUAUCGGCUUCGGCGAAAAGAACGACAUGGACAUUGAUACCGCCGUGGGAUUCCACGCUUAGUUCAAGCUUCAGCUCAAAUGAUGCAAUUGCCAACGAAUCAGUCAUUCAAGAGAGUUCGUCGAGGAUAGAUCACGUCGUGUUUGACUAGAAGGAAUAUAUUUGUGAAGUGUCCUCCUACGGCCAACGAUUAUGGUGCAAUGCAGUGUUCAUCCGGGUGUUGUAUUGGUAUGAAUUGAGCCAUUUGCAGCCACAUUUCAUAAUGUCUUCGAGUGUUUUUAGUUUUAUCUUGACCGCCUUGGUCGUUACCUCGGAUUUGACAGGUGUGCAGGGAUUGUGUUAUUUCCCCGCGGCUUUCCAAGGCGAAUUCGUCACCCAGUCUAUUAUGUCUGGUGUGCCAACGAUCUCGUAUUCGUCGCUCUCGAUUCUGUUUGAUUCCAUUCCAAUUUGGGGCGUGUGCCACCGAAGAAUUGGCAACAAUGUCAUUCUCAAGGAUGACACAGGUGGGAUCACGUGCUUCAAAUGCUUCAACCUAGUCCUUCGAUCUUCCAAUGUCCUCCAAGUCCACACUGCGGGCUUGGACAAAUGUUAUACUACGGAGGAAAGGGCCACGGCUGAUUGUCCCAACGAUAUCACGAUCCGAGAAAAACGAACCCGCGAGAUUAUGCUUUACAGAACGAAAGGGUUUAUGGGCGAACCCGCCGUGAGUCCAACCUAUUGUCCCAUCAACGGUGUCUACAGUUUCACGUAUUCCGUGAAUGAUGGCACAGAGAACAGCUUGGAGUGCAAUAGCCACACCUCUGAGAUUGCGGACUGUCCCUAUGGCUUUGGAUUCAAUCUGAAUUUCAAAGAUUGCUCUUUUGGCGAUAUGGAUAUGUCGUUUCACUGUCUGGGUGACUGGGAGGGACCUGAUGGCCAUAGAUAUAUCGCUCUUAUGGAUACCCAAGCCACAUCUCAAGGCGGAUCGCAAAUUGAAGUGGAAACCCGGCCAAGAUACCGUUGUGCUCUUUACACAGAGGAUGCUAACACAGGACAAAUCAACCUGGCCCUGUCUUCGGAUUCCACGUGCACCAACCAUCUUCGUUCAGCCAAAGAUGGUUAUGAAACCCUGACCCUACAACCCCGCCCUAUGGAACCCUGGCCCGCCCACUUGCAGUAUGCUGCUAUUACGGGCAGUUUUGGCGGAUCCUGCGAGCUCCCAGAAUGGAGUCAGGGCAAAUGGGAACAUGUACAUGUUCAAGGUGGAACGGUGAUCCUGAAGGAUCAAUCAGAUUUCAAGACCUACACGGCUCGCUGUGUAGGACAAUUGAGUCCAAUCCACGAGGAUCGGUUCCUCAUCUACGCUCGGACUCAAUGUGGCGACGAGCAUUAUAAAUGCGUUUGGCUGAAAAAUCGUGGGGAAAACGCCAUUGAAUUUCAGAUCGGUACAGACACCUCCGACAGUCAUGACGAGUCUUUGUGCUCCGACGAGAACUUUCCCAACGAAUCCUGGGUCACUCAGGGUCGUACGGAAGUGGUCGACCCCACGCCCUAUCCGAUCAUUGGCGAGUACACCGGGGUCAUCCCUGACACGGACGGUCUAUGCGCCAAGCUCUACUCGGAUUGCAAUAACCCCGAAAUCAUGUUUUACACCAUCUUCAACUGCUUCAACCGAUCCGAGGUGUUCGAAGAGCGUGAAUACAGAUGUUUGGGGGAGUGGCGCGAGGACGGCCUCAUCUACACUUACACCGAACGCCGCGAUAUGAUCGGCUACGAAUGCUUUGUGGGUCUGGUGUCGACCACGAGUCGACCUCGAAAGCGAAUCACUGCCUUACCCUCGUGGCGCCAGAGGGAGCUGAACAAUCUCAUUCCGGGAGCCAGUCGAGCCUCGGCUUCUUUCGCGCACUCAUCGCUGCGUUGGAGUAUUGUAGCUGUGACGGUGGUGUUGACUUGUUUCACGUGAAAGUGUGCCGCCCUGUCUAUCGUAGUUGUUUCUCAAGUGCUGUGACCUACCCCGAGGAAUGUGUUCUCCCAAUCAACUUAUACCAAAGCCAAGAACAACAGUCAGUCUGUCUUCGUUUCCCUUGAUUAUGACCUUUUGAUUAUGAGCCCCAUUCAAUAACCCUUCUCGCCAAUCGUGAGCGAAUGUCAAGCUUGCUUGCGUCAGGCUUGCGUCACUGUCGAGAAAAAUCGUCGUCAACCCAAUCGUUUAUUAUAUAUCUGUGAUAUAUAUGUAGUCUAUUCAUGCAGUUGUUGUCUUAAUCAGAGAUGUUUAUGUAGGUAGCUGGACCCAUCUCCGCGUUCCUUCUCAUGCCAAUACCAAAGCCAGAAGUUACCUCGAUUAUCCCUUCCCCCUUUUAUUCAUCGUGUCUGAUUCAUGUAUCAAUCAACCUCCUGAUCAUUGUCAAAGAAUCAAAUCAUGAUUAUAUUAGUAAGUAAAUGCAUUUUCCAAUCCACCCCCAAAUCCCACUAUCGAUCCCAACAAUCAUUAAUAAUAAAUAUCGAAAAACCUUGGA
Molecule: messenger RNA, 2855 nt
Organism: Tigriopus californicus
Lineage: Eukaryota; Metazoa; Arthropoda; Copepoda; Harpacticoida; Harpacticidae
Exons: 7
Coding region: 623-2302 (559 amino acids)
Source: RefSeq, a predicted model, not a curated record